UGCACCUGCUCUCGCUCCUUGAAGAGAAGAAAGAAACGGCGCGCUGCGGUUUGCGGCGCAACGCGUGCUUUCCUAAAAUAUCCACCGAAAUGGAGAAGGCGUCGAUCGCGAACCCCGCUGCUCACCAAGCGUGGAGCGAGGAGGAUGACGAUCCUCCGGCUCUUAGCUCGCAUGCUCUGCAAGCGCUCAGGGAAUUCCUCAGCGAGCAGUCCUCCCUCAGCGAGGCGGGAGGAGGAGAAGGAGGCGGCGACUCGGAGGAGGUGAGGCUGGUGACUGAAGACUGGAGAUUGAGCCAGUUCUGGUACGACCGGGAGACGGCGGAGACGCUCGUUGAAGAGAUCAGGGCUCUGCAUCGGUCAACCUCGUCGCCCGUCGCCUGCAUCGCUUGCCCUACGAUUUAUGCUUAUCUAAAGAAAAUAGAUCCUAGCAUCCCAGCAAAAUUGCUUGAGUAUGAUGAACGAUUUGGACAAUAUGGUAGUGAUUUUGUAUUUUAUGAUUACAAUCAGCCAGAGGAGCUGCCUUCAUCAUUAAAACACAGCUGUCAAAUUAUUGUUGCUGAUCCACCUUAUCUGAGCAAGGAAUGCCUAGAGAAAGUAGCCCAAACAAUUUUCUUACUGGCCCGCCCAGAUGAUUCAUUUUUGCUGUUACUCACAGGGGCCAUUCAAAAGGAGAGAGCCGCAAAGCUACUGAAUGCACACCCUUGUGGUUUCAAGCCUCAGCACGCCAACAAACUCGGCAACGAAUUCCAGCUCUUCACAAAUUAUGAUCCGGCUGGAAGAUUGGGUGGUUGGGAGAAAAAUGAAUAAGCACGUUCUUAACUUUUUUGUUCUUGUUUCUGAAAUUAUAAAGUCCAUGAUUUGCUCUCUGGAGCUCAUUCCAGAUCCCUUAUGGUUAGUCUUUCUUUGCAUUCUGGAGCAUUUCUGCUAUAUACAUUGACCCUUUUUUUGCCACACGGAUUGAUAGUAUCUAUCCUUCA
Molecule: messenger RNA, 976 nt
Organism: Zingiber officinale
Lineage: Eukaryota; Viridiplantae; Streptophyta; Magnoliopsida; Zingiberales; Zingiberaceae
Product: EEF1A lysine methyltransferase 1-like
Exons: 4
Coding region: 90-806 (238 amino acids)
Biological process (GO): methylation
Molecular function (GO): protein-lysine N-methyltransferase activity; nucleic acid binding
Source: RefSeq, a predicted model, not a curated record